AUGCCACCAACGGUCCAUGGCUCUUCAGCUUUGGCUCUGGAGAUUGUCUCCGAGCUACAGCGUCAUGGCGGCCGAUUGAUGGCCAAUCACCUCUUCUAUGGACGCCCAGACCUCCGAAAGCGCAUGGGCGAUGAGAAGCUCUUGCAAUUCCUCCAAGCCUUCCCACACCUCGUGCAAAUCCAUGAACGCUCUGGCGGCCAUGCCCUUGAAGUGGUGGACCUUCAGCUUGGGCCACCGACGGUCGGGCUGGGUCGGGCGCCCAGUGGUGCUUUGGGUGGCCAGGGCGCGCCGGAACGAGGCGUGCAUGCGCUGCGGGCGUUGGAGCGGGACUUGCAGAACACACUGCGAGCCAAAAGGCCGGAACAACACACGCAGGUGCGAUACCUGCUGCACAACGGGAAGCUGCGGCGGAGGAUUGGGGCGGUGGUGCGUUUUCUCCCGGUGCCGGAGCUCAUCCAAGUCGAAAGGAUGAAUGGGAGUCCAGUGAAUGGAGUCGAAAGUGAGAUGCCGCGAGGGUGCCCUGUGUCUGCACAUGCCAGAACCUAUGCUGCAUAUCUUUUGCAGUUUCUCCGUGAUCGGCCUGGGAAGUUUCAGUUGGAGCAUGGAGGCCGACAGGAUUCCACACCUUGUGCCAAUGGUGACUGCUGCUCAUGUCAGUUCCAAGUGCUCCUCCUCCCACAAGAUGUGCUGGACGAAGACACAAGCUUCAUCGACUUGCUGCUGCUGAAGAUCCAGCAAAUGAUGCAAAAGACAGGGAGCCAGAAGGUGCCAUUGGUUCGCCUGGGUCGCGAUCCUCAAGUUCAAGAGGCCUUAGGCGGUCGCUCCCUGCUUCACUGCCUCGAACGACACUUGGACCAGCCCAAGCCGCUGUUCCGCCUCGAGACUUCGGUUUCAAUCAUGGUGUCGCUUGUGAGACCCGAGGAGGUGCCCGGCGUCGCCUCGCCUGCCGCGGAGCACGACAUCCGCCGGAACGAGCGGCGGAAGAUGCGGAACGAGCCUCCCGUCACCGUGCUGGGCGAAGCUCCUGGGAUGGCUGUCUUGCUGAAGUCUGCGGGACGGACGACGGAGGCGGAACUCUGGGCUCUUCAAGAGGCAUAUGAUCGAGAGAAUCUCCAGAGGCGGGUGGUGUCCGUGAGUCGCCUGGAUCGCGAUACCUCUGGCGUCCUGGUGUGCGCCUUGGGUACUGAGGCGGCCGAGGUCUUGACCCAGCAAUUCAAGGAGCAUCAAGUCUUCAAGCGUUAUUUGGCCCUUUGUACUGGUCGUGUCGAACCUGCUGAAGGAGAGAUCAACGCCAAACUCUACAUCUCCGGCUUUGCUGAGAAGUAUCGCGCCUAUGUCUCGCCCAAAGGGAAGCCAUCGGUGACCUUCUACGAAGUCUUGGGCGUUUUCCGAAGGACUGAUGCCAAGACUGAUGCCAAGGCUCCCCAGCUCCAAGAAGUGGAUGAGUUGAGCUGCGCGCUUCAGGGCUAUGCCAAGGUCACGGAAAUGGCAGAAGCUCGCGAGGAGUACAGCCUGCUGGCCUGCUAUCCUGGCACUGGGCGGACGCACCAAAUCCGUGCCCACCUCCAGUUCAAAGGCUACCCGAUCGUGAGUGAUGCCAACUACAGCGCUCGUGGGAAAGUGAGGCCGCAAUUCGAAUGGUGUCCUCGCUUGUGGCUGCACUGCGCGCAGAUGUCUUUGUUGGACCUCGAAGGGCAAUGGCAAGAUUGGAGGGCGCCACUGGCGAAUGACCUGCAGCGAGUCUUGAGGAAGCUGGAGGCGGAAGAUGGACGCAGCGGGUUGGAAGUGCUCCAGGUCAUGUAUCUACACAGCGGAGGAGGAGCGAACCUUCGUCCGGGAUCACUUAGGCCCACAGCUGCAGAAAGCCUCUCCGGAGGUGAAGAUCCUCGUUUGGGACCACAACCGGGAUGGCAUGUUGGAGCGGGGCGCUGUGAUGUACGACGACCCUGCAGCAGCAGAGUUUGUUUGGGGAGUGGCCUAUCACUGGUAUGGUGA
This is a messenger RNA of Durusdinium trenchii, 1995 nucleotides long. The record is from the annotation of a GenBank genome assembly. Lineage: Eukaryota; Dinophyceae; Suessiales; Symbiodiniaceae.